CAUAAACAUGUCUUCCUUCACUGUUCUGUUGCUCUGCAUCCAAGCUUGCUUGGUCCAGAAUGUGUUCAGCCAGUGUCUCGGCGCGUACGCACCUGCCACCAUCAUCGCCCCCGCCGCUCUCUCCACCGCCGCUCCCUGCGGCUCCGGCUUAGGCUCCUGCCUUGGCUACGGUGCUGGUCUGGCUGGCUCCUACGGAUUGGCUUCUGGUUUGGGUUAUGACGGACUCGCCUACCCUGGCGCUGCCGGUUACGGCUCUGGAGUCGCCGCGUACGGCGGCGCCGGUGAAGGCAACGUGGCGGUCGUUGGUGAGCUGCCAGUCGCCGGUAACACCGCUCUGUAUGGACAGGUGCCCAUCAUGGGCGCUGUGAGCUUCGGCGGUGCUGUGCCCGCUGCUGGUGCUGUGUCUAUCAGCGGCAACUGUGCUUGCGGCUGCAACACCCCCUACAACACUUAUUUGUACUGA
Molecule: messenger RNA, 463 nt
Organism: Helicoverpa zea (corn earworm)
Lineage: Eukaryota; Metazoa; Arthropoda; Insecta; Lepidoptera; Noctuidae
Product: chorion class A protein Ld5-like
Exons: 2
Coding region: 8-463 (151 amino acids)
Biological process (GO): multicellular organism development; chorion-containing eggshell formation
Cellular component (GO): egg chorion
Molecular function (GO): structural constituent of egg chorion
Source: RefSeq, a predicted model, not a curated record